Messenger RNA from Myotis myotis, 1275 nucleotides. Its product is annotated as zinc finger protein 227-like. Gene Ontology annotation, cellular component: nucleus. Gene Ontology annotation, molecular function: DNA-binding transcription activator activity, RNA polymerase II-specific; RNA polymerase II cis-regulatory region sequence-specific DNA binding. NCBI's taxonomy places the organism in Eukaryota, Metazoa, Chordata, Mammalia, Chiroptera, Vespertilionidae. The record is from RefSeq and is a predicted model, not a curated record. Gene Ontology annotation, biological process: regulation of transcription by RNA polymerase II.
AUGGAGGGCUCUCGGGGACAGUCUCACCUGAUUCUUGUUCAUCGAGUGGGACAUCACCAGCUACAGCAGACAGAGUUCCCAGCUACUCAGCACAGUCUCACAUUCAUUGCAGAACUCACACUGGAGAGAAACCCUAUAAAAGUGAAGAGUGCGGCAAGGGCUUUGGUUAAUCUUCGUGUUCAUCAGAGGGUCCACAGGGGUGAGAAGCCCUAUAUCUGUGAGGAGUGCGGGAAGGGCUUCACUCAGGCCGCCCACUAUCACAUCCAUCAGAGGGUCCACACUGGGGAGAAACCUUAUAAGUGUGAUGUCUGUGGGAAGGGCUUCAGCCACAAUUCACCAUUAAUAUGCCACCGGAGACUCCACACUGGAGAGAAACCGUACAGAUGUGAGGUGUGUGGGAAAGGCUUUACUCGCAAUACGGACCUUCACAUCCAUUUUCGGGUCCACACAGGAGAGAAACCCUACAGAUGUGAGGAGUGUGGGAAGGGCUCCAGCCAGGCUUCCAACCUUCAAGUCCAUCAGAAUGUCCACACUGGGGAGAAGCCAUACACAUGUGAUGUCUGUGGCAAGGGCUUUAGGUACAGCUCACAGUUUCUGUACCAUCAGAGAGGCCACACUGGGGAGAAACCUUACACAUGUGAGGAGUGUGGGAAAGGCUUUGGUAGGAGCUUGAAUCUUCGCCAUCAUCAGAGGGUGCACACUGGAGAGAAGCCCCAGUGUGAGGAGUGUGGAAAGUCCUUCAGUCUCCCCUCAAAUCUUAGAGUCCAUCUGAGUGUUCACCUUCGGGAGAAACUGUUUAAAUGUGAGGAGUGUGGGAAGGGCUUCAGUCAGAGUUCACGACUUCAGGCCCAUCUGAGAGUCCACACUGGAGAGAAACCGUACACGUGUGACGUAUGCGGGAAGGACUUCAGUCACCAUUCACGUCUCACGCACCAUCAGAAAGUCCACUCUGGCAAGAAUCGUUAAGAAUGAGAAAUGUGUUCAUGCUUCCAGUCAGGUUGUACAUCUAGUUUUUGGAGAGUGUUUUGGGGAUAAAACACUAUAACGUUUUGUGAGUGGAAAGGGGUUUCUUCAUCACUUGGAAUCUAAUAAAUACAUAAAAAUGUUGAUAUAAAACCAUAGUAACAGGAAUAGGACUGGUAUUCAGGGGAGAAAUAUGUUGUAACCCUCCUGGUAAAGUCCAAUUGAUAGAAAUUAUCUUUCUUUUAAAAAAAUAUUUUUAUUGCUCUAGCUCAGGUGUGGGCAACCCCUGGCACGCGUGCCAAACAUGGCACA